AUGGCACCACUGCCCAAUGGUAUUUACGGACACACUCCUGCAACGGACUAUUGUGCCAAGUACCUGCCGGUAUACCAGGAAAAGCUGGCAAAUCUCACCAAAGAAAACGACAUUUGGAGAAUCAAAGAGCUGAACCGCUCAUUGGAAAUCCAAUGCCCCAGCAGCGCUCAAGUGAACUUCAAUGCUUGGCGCCCCAUCCGCGGUCAGUGCGUGCCAUACCGCAAGGAGCAGCAGAGCUGCUUUCAACAACAAGACCUGGCGCCAGCUUUCAAAGGUCCAUUGGAACCACGGUACAAGUUGGAUGAGAAGGGCUUUCCCAUGGAGCGGCCUCUCGCCUGUGCACCCGACCUCACCUGCACAGCGCCCAACUUCAAUGUGUUGCCCAGUACCUGCGUGCAGAAGCGGCCAAAGGAUGUUUGCUUCUAUGGUCCAUGGUGGGAUUCGAGUGACUGUCCUCGUGAUCAGAUGAAGGCACCUGGAUUGAGCCUCGAUCUCACCUUGCAAGCCCUGGUUUCAGCGGCACUUCUCUAUCCUGGGGAGAUUGCCUCCAUGGGAACCUGUGCUUAUUGGGACCGCACCACUGAGUUGGGCAAAUCCGUGCUGCGAGUGCGCGCACAGGUAUACCAGAUUGCAGUAGAGCUCUGGCCGCACCUGGUGCUUAAGCAAGGACCACCCAGUCUAGAGGAGCUCUCAGAAAUGCUGCCAGAUCCUUUCGAGUACUUGGUGAAGGAGAAGCACAUGAGUUAUCGAGAAGCCUCGAAGGCAUGUGUCAAACUGGCGAAAGACAAAACUUCCAAGGUGGCCGAGUUGUUGGCGGAGGCUUCAAUUUUGUCCGCGCAGCCCAACAAGGUGGGUGUCAUCGAGCAGUUCGGGCUCCCACCGUUGUCUGGGGGAUUGGAGAUCGCGCAUUGGUGGCACCACGCGCACAAUGUGGCCUCGGAACAUGUGGCCACCACGCGU
Molecule: messenger RNA, 960 nt
Organism: Effrenium voratum
Lineage: Eukaryota; Dinophyceae; Suessiales; Symbiodiniaceae
Source: the annotation of a GenBank genome assembly